UCAUUCGCACUCGCCCACGUGACGCCUUGGGUCAUCAAACAUGGCGGCCUCCUUACUGUGCAGGAGGACAGCUUUGCUGUUUGACAUUACUCGAUUAAGCUCUAAAUUAAACUUUCUCCCGGCUGUUGUCCAACAGGUCGCGCAUUAUAACCCCAGACCGCUCUGGGUGAAUAUCAAGAAUCCGUACAUACCUGAUAAAAGCAGCGAGAAGACACCCGACUGGCAGAAGACGGACAAGUAUGAUCGCAAACUGUUCGGGCGAUACGGACUGUCGUCUGGAGUGAACCCGGCCAAACUCUGGCCGUCUCACGCCAAACUGGAGGAGAUGAUCGCCGAAGAGAGAGAGUGGCAUCCACCGCUGGAGGUGAUGCUGGAAAACAUCGCAGCCAGAGAGAAGGAGAAGACGGAGAAACGGAUCCAGAGAGAGAAGACAAUAGCCGCCAACAUGGCUAAGAUGCCCAAAAUGGUCGCUGACUGGAAGAAGCAGAAACGGGAGACCAAACUAAAGCAGAAAGAGGAAAAGGUGAAAAAAGAGAGACUGCUGGCCGAGGCAAGAGAGCGAUUCGGCUAUGCCGUGGACCCCCGCAGUUCCAAGUUCAAAGAGAUGGUGGCUGAACUAGAGAAAGAGGAGAAGAAGAAGAGGAAACUUUUGAAACGCAGGAAAAGAGAAGAUGACUUGACCCCAACAUCAGCUGAAUCCAGCCAAUAAUUCUCACUGUGAGAACAACAAGGACUUCAAUGCAGUGUUGCUGUACAAUAUUGUGACGUUGUUUUCUUUUACACACAUGUAAUUGUGAUUAUCCUGCAGUUUUUCAUUUCAUUGUACUUUGCUAAAUCAACAUGCCAGUCAAAAACAUCUUCAGAAUAAAAGUAUUUAUAGUUAUAA
Molecule: messenger RNA, 886 nt
Organism: Misgurnus anguillicaudatus (oriental weatherfish)
Lineage: Eukaryota; Metazoa; Chordata; Actinopteri; Cypriniformes; Cobitidae
Product: large ribosomal subunit protein mL64
Cellular component (GO): nucleus; mitochondrion
Source: RefSeq, a predicted model, not a curated record